Chenopodium quinoa (quinoa) is the source of this 1106-nucleotide messenger RNA. RefSeq names its product oil body-associated protein 2A-like. NCBI's taxonomy places the organism in Eukaryota, Viridiplantae, Streptophyta, Magnoliopsida, Caryophyllales, Amaranthaceae. The transcript is spliced from 3 exons. The coding region runs from base 317 to 1030 and encodes 237 amino acids. The record is from RefSeq and is a predicted model, not a curated record.
UACUAAGUACAUAAGAAGAUAGACACAACAAUUACAAAUAAAUAAGCUAAUAACACGAACUAACUCCAAGUGUCCCAAAUAAGAGUGCAAAAUGGCCUUAAUCCUUGAAGCCACCUAAACAAUACCAUCACACUCCUCACACCAUCUUCUUCUACAUGCACUAACACACGUGUACGCAACCUUAACAAUCUUCCCACUUAAUUAAUAAACUAAAAACCAAAUUCACCUUUCUAAAACUCCUUCACCUCUUCAACAAAACGCUCAAGAUCAAAAAACGCUAAAACAAAUCCGCUAAAAAUCCAAAAAAGCUUAAGAAAUGGCUUCAACAGUGGGUAGAGAAGGCAAAACAGCUGGUGAAGGGAUGACAAUGAAAGAGCAUGUAAUUGAAAAAGGGGCUGAAAUGAUGCAAUCCAUGAAACCUAUCAAGCAAUUUAGUCAACAUGUUUGUACCUUUGCUCUUUAUAGCCAAGAUAUGAAUCGUCAAAUCGAGACUCACCACUUCGUACACCGCCUCAACGAGGAUUUUUGUCAGUGUGCGGUGUAUGACACCGAUAAUCGCGAUGGCCGGCUUAUCGGUGUCGAGUAUAUUAUCUCCGAUCGGAUUUUCGAGGCGCUUCCUUUAGAGGAGCAGAAGCUUUGGCACUCUCAUUUCUUUGAGAUUAAAUCGGGGCUUUGGGUGAAUCCUCGGGUUCCGGAAGCAGUGGCUAAGCCGGAACUAGACAAGUUGGCUAAGACAUAUGGGAAGUUUUGGUGUACGUGGCAAACCGAUCGAGGUGAUCUCCUACCGAUUGGGGAACCAUCUCUAAUGACCUCUCCUCUAGGAGAGGUUGCUGGGAAUGUGAAGGCGCCUCUUUUACAGCAAAGGGACGAAAAAUACGGCAUAUCAAGCACCAAAAUAAGUGAUUCAAGGGUGGAUAUUACUGGCCCUGCUCUUAUAAACCCUAAUGCAGACUACUGGAUUAAGCAUGGAAAGGGAUUUGCUAUCGAUAUCGUCACUGCUGAGAUGAAGAAAAUCACCCCAUUGCCAUAGUAGUGCGAAAUUAGAUAAAGUACGUACAUGAUGUACUGCAGUACUUGCUAUGUAUAAUCAAUAAAGGAAAAUGGCC